ACGCCGGCCCUCGAAGGUGCGAGGAGGACCUCAACCUCAAACGCAUGGAGCGUGAUCGCACCCGUCUAUCUUGGCACCUCCAUAUCGACUGCACAUCUCCCGCCUGUCCGCCUAACCCCCACGGCCGCCCCAUAAGACGGCCUUUGCGCAAUGGGCGUCCAGACGACCCUUCACAUCCCUCACCAUGGCCGACAAUGCGAAGUCGUACACGCCCAUCGACGAGGACCCCACGUUGAUGAUGAUGGACCGAACGAACUUCAUCGGGGCAGUCCUCGGUGGAGGAGCGUGGGGUGUCCUCCUCACCGUGUCCUUCCUAACCGUGCAGGCGCUCGUCGCCUGCAUGUCGUCAAAGUCGCAAGCGAGCCGCUCCUUCGCUCUACCCUUGCUCGCAUUCGUCUUCCUCAUCUUCACCUGUGGAACAAUCAAUUAUGGUGCGUAAACUGUAGCGCUCAAGUCGAUGUCCUUGCUUAUCCUUCACCCAGCCGCAAACACGGACAUCAGUCGGCGCAUGUUCGUCGAGAACCGACUGUACCCCGAUGGCCCAUCCGCAU
Messenger RNA from Schizophyllum commune H4-8, 551 nucleotides. RefSeq lists its product as uncharacterized. The transcript is spliced from 2 exons. The record is from RefSeq and is a predicted model, not a curated record. The coding region runs from base 185 to 439 and encodes 84 amino acids. Lineage: Eukaryota; Fungi; Basidiomycota; Agaricomycetes; Agaricales; Schizophyllaceae.